UCCUGCUGGGGCUUCAGGCUCGGGCUCUUUCUCCUCUUCCUCCUCCUGGCUGGGAAGCGGCUGCUGCAGCGGCAGAGACAGCCGUGACGGCCGCACUCCCCGCAAGAGGCAGGCGGAGGCCCCAGGAGUGAGGACAGCUUCCAGGCUAAACAGCAAGACACGCCCAGGCCAUGGAGUCCAACCAGGAAUCCUCACUCUUCCUGGUGAAGAUCUUGGAGGAGCUGGACAUGAAGCAGAACACCGUUUCUUACCAGGACCUCUGCAAGUCCCUGUGUGCCAGGUUUGAUUUAUCCCAGUUGGCCAAGCUCAGGAGUGUGCUGUUUUACACCGCUUGCCUGGAUCCUAAUUUCCCAGCCACUCUGUUCAAAGACAAAAUGAGAUGCACUGUAAACAAUCAGCAAUCAAAGAAAAUCAUGGUGGCAGCUGAUAUAGUAACAAUAUUCAACCUCAUUCAAAUGAACGGGGGAGUGGCCAAGGAGAAGCUUCCAGUUGCAAGGCAGAAAGUGAAGAAGAAGGAGUCCUUUGAGUCCUGUAGGUCUGACACAGAGCUCUGCAACGCGGCAGACUGCCUGCCCAACUGCGAGCUGAGCGAGCAGGACUUCAGCAGGGGCUUUCCGGUCAGGAGGCCUUCAAAAUGCAGGAAGAUGGACUGCAAAGACUGCCAGCAGUUUGUGCCCUCCUCAGAGCCUAACUUUUUGCUGGGUGUGAACAAGGAGCUGAAGGGCCGAGCUGCCUCUCUGGACAGGCUGCAGGCGCUGGCGUCCUACUCCAUCGCCACGUCUCCGCCGUGCGAGAUGCAGAGCACCUACUUCCCCAUGAACAUUGAAAAUGAGUCCAUUUCAGACCAGGACUCCUUGCCCAUCAGUGCAGGCAUGAAAGAAACUUUCCUUUCGAGUGAGGAGCCCUUUGUGAUGCAGUCCUGUGUCCAGAAAAGGAAUAUAUUCAAAGAAGAUUUCCAUAAUCUGAUUACAAUAUCUCCCCACUUAAUACCAGCCAACAAAAAGCCGGAAGAUGGGCACAGAGAGCCUCAGAGCAGGAAAGAAAGCUCUAAGCAGGCUUUCUUCAACCACAGCUUUGAAAUGCCAUACAGCAGCCAGUACCUGAACCCAGUUUAUUCUCCCAUACCAGACAAAAGGCGAGCGAAGCAUGAAAGUUUAGAUGAUCUCCAAGCCUCCACGUAUUUUGGCCCCACUACCGUUCUUGGACCCCAGGACACCAAAAAGUGGCCCGGGAAGCCAACCAAGCAAACUGCCUGGCCAGCUAAGAGCUGGAGUUUAAACACAGAGGAGGUUCCUGACUUUGAACGGUCGUUUUUCAACAGGAAGCAGCCCGAAGAGCAGCCGCGAUACCAGGCCCCCGGCAACCCCGCUCCAAGCUUCCCCUCGGCCGACAGGCAUCAGCCCUACCUGAAUGCCAAGGAGCAGCAACCAAUCAUGCAGGCAGGCUACGCCGUGAAACCCAACGGGCACAAGGGCAAGGAAAUGCCUUCCAUUCUGGGCGUGGAGAAGCAGGAGCCCAUCAGGAAAUUCAAGGACAAAAGCAUUAACUGCACCUCCGUCCAGAUCCUGAGCGUGGACAGGACCACGAGCGUCGGGACGCAGACGGAGCAGCAGGGCCUGGAGCACAAGAAAUGCAAGGACCUGUGCGGAGCUGGCCAAGCCAAGUACGGGGAGAGGCACUCCCUGAAGCAGUCGGACGACGACUCUGAAAUCGUGAGCGAUGACAUCAGUGACAUCUUCCGCUUCCUGGACGACAUGAGCAUCAGCGGCUCCACGGGGGUGAUGCAGUCCUCCUGCUACAACAGCACCGGCUCCUUGUCCCAGGUGCACAAGUCCGACUGCGACAGCUCCCCCGAGCACAACCUGACCAAAAUCCCCAACGGGAGCGCCUGCAGCAAGCUGGAGAAGGCGCCGCGGGCGGAGCCGGGCGGGGCGGACGAUGAGCUGAAGACCAGCGUCUGCAAGCUGGUGCUGAGGAUUGGCGAGAUAGAGAAGAAACUGGAGUCGCUCAGCGGCGUGCGGGAAGAGAUCUCCCAAGUCCUGGGGAAACUGAGCAAGCUGGACCAAAAGAUCCAGCAGCCGGAGAAGGUCAGCGUGCAGAUAGACCUCAAUUCCUUGACGAGCGACGCUGCGUCCGACGAGAGUACCUCCCCUCAGCUAUUCCAGUGCCACAACGCUCCCCACGCCGGCAAGCUGGAGAACAACCCAGAGUGGUGCUGUUCAGAUGCCAGCGGAAGCAACAGCGAGAGCCUGCGGGUAAAAGCCUUAAAAAAAAGUUUGUUUACUAGGAGAUCCUCGAGGUCACUGACAGAGGAAAACAGUGCCACCGAGUCCAAAAUAGCCAGCAUCUCCAACUCCCCCCGAGACUGGAGAGCCAUCACUUACACCAACCAGGCGGGCAUCACGGAAGAGGAGAUGAAGGAAAGAGAUGGAGGAGAAAAUAAGGACUGGCACAGGAAAUCUAAAGAGGCAGACAGGCAGUACGAAAUCCCACAGCCACAUAGACUCUCUAAACAGCCAAAAGAUGCUUUCUUGAUUGAACAAGUCUUUAGUCCUCAUCCCUACCCUGCCUCGCUCAAGUCACACAUGAAGAGCAACCCACUCUACACAGACAUGAGGCUGACAGAGCUGGCUGAGGUGAAACGUGCCCAACCCUCGUGGACCAUAGAGGAAUACACAAGGAACUCGGGGGAUAAAGGCAAGAUUGCAGCCCUGGAUCUACAAACUCAAGAAUCUCUAAACCCCAACAACUUGGAGUACUGGAUGGAAGACAUCUACACUCCUGGCUACGAUUCCUUGCUAAAACGCAAAGAAGCCGAGUUCAGAAGAGCCAAGGUGUGCAAGAUUGCUGCCCUGAUAGCAGCAGCAGCCUGCACAGUCAUCCUGGUGAUCGUAGUGCCCAUCUGUACCAUGAAAUCCUGAGCCUGUGGGCAGAGCUGUGCCUCCCAGCUGCCUGCUUCUCGGAGAGCUCCUGCCGCAUUUUCAACGUCUGAUGGUGAAACUGUGAGGGAUUUGCCAAGGAAGAAUGUUCUGGAGAUGGAGAAGGCUGUAAAAACACAGACAAAACACAAAACAACCACAGAAACAUUCUCCCCCCUCCCCUCCUCCUUCCUUCCUUUCUUUUUCUAGGCUGUUGUUUUCAAUACCAGACUGUGUGGCAGAAUUAAGGGAACUCGGUUCCCUUUUUAGGCAUUUAAAAAAGUGCAAUAUUCCCCUCCCCCCUUUUUAUUCCUAAAGAAACUAUAUCAUGUUAUCAUGUUUUACAGGACCAGAGACUGCUGAGGAUCCAGGAAGAUGAUUGCCUGAGCUAUUUGCCCGAGGUGUGGGUGCCUGGAGCUAGCACUGCAUAGAAGGGGAAUGUUCUGUCUGCAUCCCAUGGGGGAGCUGGGGAAGUCCCCAAGCUCCUUGCAGUGUACAACAGCUCUGAAUGUAUUGUCUUUGUUUUCCAGUGUUGGUGUGUUCCAUGGCCAUUGGAUUGAAAGCAGACUGUGUAGCUGCGAGCAGUUCACCCCUGUGUGACUAAAAAGGGCUCUUUGCAUCUGGUCUUGCCCUAAGACCUGCUCUCUCAUCACCGAGCACUUGGCUAAGUGCAAUGUGCUGCAGACCAAAACCAGAUCCUCUUUCAGAGGCAAUCACCAGGGUUGAGUUGCUUCUGUCGAUUAACAUUAACAGCAUAGAGCUGGCAAACUUGCCUUGCCACAAGGAUAUCCUUUACCUCUGCAGGCAGUGAAACUGUCUCAGUUGCCCUCCUGCCAGGAAGCAAAGCUGGCAAAUCCCAGCAGUGCUCUGCUGAAGUUCUUGGAAACGUGACCUGAGCAGCUAUGGUUUGGUGUUGGUUUGUCUCUUUUUUCCCCUCCUUCUUUCCACGAAGUCCUUGUGCCUUUUUUUAGACUGUAGAUUAAACAGAACUGUUUCAUUUUGCUAUUUUAA
Messenger RNA from Pogoniulus pusillus (Red-fronted tinkerbird), 3929 nucleotides. It is a transcript of the gene MINAR1, whose product is annotated as membrane integral NOTCH2 associated receptor 1. Gene Ontology annotation, biological process: negative regulation of cell population proliferation; negative regulation of TOR signaling. The record is from RefSeq and is a predicted model, not a curated record. Gene Ontology annotation, cellular component: plasma membrane. The transcript has 4 exons. Lineage: Eukaryota; Metazoa; Chordata; Aves; Piciformes; Lybiidae. Bases 171 to 2921 code for a protein of 916 amino acids.